Messenger RNA from Strongylocentrotus purpuratus (purple sea urchin), 4542 nucleotides. RefSeq names its product serine-rich adhesin for platelets. The coding region runs from base 282 to 3038 and encodes 918 amino acids. The transcript has 7 exons. Lineage: Eukaryota; Metazoa; Echinodermata; Echinoidea; Camarodonta; Strongylocentrotidae. Gene Ontology annotation, molecular function: protein binding. The record is from RefSeq and is a predicted model, not a curated record.
UAUCGCUUUACCCUCCACGUGCCACCCGCCCACCCGGUACCCAUCCAGGACCGCAUGGACCCCCUCCUGCACUCUCUCAAGCCCCCCAUCACCCCAACCAACCACGCCCCUCUCCGCCCCGCCCCUCUCCUCCCCGCCCUUCCCCACCCCGACCCGUAGCCCCUCACACCUCCACACAGGUGUCGGCCCACUCCCCUACCUCCUCUGCUCCUUCCCCCUCCUCCUCCACCUCCUCCUCCACCUCCCAACCACACCCAUCAGCCCCUCCCCCCUUUCGUGAGAUGCACCACCAGGAGAGGAUCCGGCAUCCGGGAGCAGCGGGACAGGGGUACAUCCCACCACCUCCUAACAGCGAAUACUACCCUAUGAGACCACGAGGGCCGCACCCCUCCUCCACCGCCGGCCCCGUCCAUCCCCCUGGGGCGCCACCUCAGACGUCGGGCCCCAUGCAGGCUCCUGGACAAAGAUUUCCUGCAACCUCGGCACCGUACCCUGUCAAUCCGUUCGUCAGUCUAUCGAUCGCCAUCGACUGCCAGCGCGCCACCGAGCAGGAUUCCGACGGCGACACUGCGCUCCACAUCGCCAUUGUUCAAGACAAGCCGGAUAUGGGUCUGAUCCGGCGGUUGAUUGAGCUGGUUCGGUUAGCCGGCAAGUCGGUUGAUAUCUUCAACUUCAUGCAACAGACACCUCUUCAUCUGGCUUGCAUCAUGAAGGACUCUGACGUCAUCCGAUUACUGGUUGAAGCCAGUUCUAACCCGAAUGAAGCGGAUCGUAACGGUCAGACGGCGGCGCAUCACACGUGUAAGAGCAGUACACCAAGCUGUUUGGGCGCCAUACUGCGAUACUCACAGGUGGAAGUCAACCUUAACAUCAGAAACUAUGAAGGGUACACUCCUCUCCAUCUGGCAGCCAUGGUGGGCAACCCUACACUGGUCACCAUGUUACUUGAGAAAGGGGCCGAUCUCAACUCUAAGGAUUCCAAGAAUGGCUGGACACCGCUGUUCCACGCCGUGACCAACCAGGACACCAAGCUGGUCCACAAGAUGCUCAGCUCUGGAGCCGAGGUCAACGUCCAGUCGUACUCUGGUAACACCGUCCUCCACGUCGCCACCGGGCGCGGCUACACGGACAUCGUGAAGAUCCUCGUCCAUUACGGAGCCGACAUGAGCCUCAAGAACACCCAGUGGGAUACACCGGCCACUAUCACUACCGAUAAAAAUAUGUCGAGUCUACUUCGUGGUUUGGGAGCUGGUAGUCCACAGCCGAACGAUACCUCCUCUCCGAGCACAGCGCCCCCAACCCUCCCCAUGCCUCUCAAUGAUGCCUACCUCAUACGCCCUCCACCCACUGCUUCGGCUUUAGCUGCAGCCGCCGCAGCAGCAGCAGCCGCUUCCACUCAAUCCAAACUGCCUUCAACGGUCACCACUAUGACUACGGAACGACUGAAGGGACCAGCGAACGAGGUAUACACGGUGACGCGAUCGGUGACGCGUCCAGACGCGAAGUCCCCGGACGGGCAGCGGGCAAUUCACAAACAGACGCAGGAGAAGUUGCGUCAUUCGAUCCAGUACCGCAAGGUUGUCAACGAGCGCAGGGGUGAAUCGCAUCAGAGGAAGCUGGCUGAAGACACCUCUCCCGAACAGCAGACAGGCAACGAGAAGAUGGUCGUUAUCCCAGUGCCGGCGGGGGUAGAGGAGAAAGAGGACCGGAUAAGUGGUGGCCAUCCCGCAACCAAAGCAGUUUCAGACUCUCAAGGAACAAGGGUUGCGGUUGCUGAGGUGGACAAGAGAUCAGUUAAGAUAGGAGAAGAUGAGAAAUACCAUUAUGCUGUUAUACCACGAACCAAAGAGGUGACCCAACAAUCCACUGGGUCCAAGGUAAAAUCAACUCCUGAUGUCGUACCAAAGAUUGAAAUUACAUCUCCCCAGCCUGCCACCAAAACCGAGGCUCAAUCCAAGAGUGAAGGCAAUCAGAAACCUGUCAAUAAACCUAUUGAAAAGGACGGCAAACUAGUCAUGUCAAUUAGUCCAUCAGACUCGUACACUCAUCAACUAGUCAUCAAUGUGAAUGGACAUUUAAGAACUGUACCCUUAAAAGCGGACAAUCCUAAAGCGAUAGACAAGAAAAUCCCUCAGGGUGGUGUCCCGAUAGCUCCCAAAGUAAAGACUCCGCCCCGGAAGGUCGAUGACAAAGAGCCGACUUCUUCUUUAUCAUUUUCGGAGCACAGCGCGAUGGAAGCUGCACUCAUAUCGUCCGCACUUAUCGCACCGGACAUUGCGGCAGUGGCUACGAAAAAUAGUGGUGCAGAAGUAUUGAGUCGAUCACCCGUGCCGGCGACAACAGCCACAUCCGAGAGUGAGAACGAGCUCCGUGCCAGGAUGCUUUCGCUGCAGUACAAGAACAGCGACGCGAUCCUCGGCAACCGGUACGAACGAAAGCUGGACUCAGUUGACAGCGAGCAGGAGCAUGAAGUCGCCAAUACCAUAUUGACGAUUCGGUCACGACUUCAACAGCAGGAGCUGGAACGCCAGCAGAAACAAGCGCAAACCUGUGACGCGGACUCCACGGUCAAAACCGAACCUCGAAGCCCUACCCCUGUAUUAAGCAGUACUACCAGUGACAGCACACCACCGGCCCAAUCACCGCUUUCACCACCCGUCCUCGAGAGAGAAGGUGACCGACCGCUUACGAAGCACGACGGUGGCGAUGUCGACGACGACGUUGAACCUAAUCUCAUCAUCGACGAAUCCCUCAAAUCGAAAUCGCGGAAACGAACGCGAACACCUACCAAAUCCAUCCCCAAUCUAUCGCCGGCUAAAUCUGCAUCAACGACAUCGAGUCCGUCAUUGAGCACGUCCUCGAGUAUGUCAUCGACGUCAGACUACGUUGGAACGUCCAGCGAUUCGGUCAAACUAGGCAAGGUCAAGAUAACGGUUGAUCCCAAGAAAAUUUUGACGAAGAAACAGAUGGCCAUGAUGGGAAGCCAGGAACCGAAAAGAAAGAGGAAAAAGAGUGAUAAAUCGAGCAAGGAAAACUAGAAUUCUAUUUGUCUUUUAUCCAUAUCACCAGCAGAUUCCUGUAGGCAAAGAUGCCAUCUUGAUAGAACCAUGUAGGAGGUCUAUUGUCCAUAAAGAUUCAUGCACUUGCAUGGGACUGCAUCAAGGCUUGGGCCCUCACAAAACAUUAUAUCGAUGAAAAGUUAUGAUAACUGCUGUAAGGUUCUUCUUCUUCUUUUGUUACUACCCAUUUGCCAUUCUGACUAUUUCAUGGAAUAAAAAAAAAUACAUGUAAAGAACAAAAAUUUAAAACAACUCGAAUUGGCAAUUCAGUCAGCAGCAAACAGUUCUUAUCAAUAUGUUGAAAUGGUAUCGGUUUUGAACAAUGAGUUACUCAGUUGAAAUGGUAUUACAAUAUUUAAUUAACCUUGUAGAUUCGUCUCACAUUCAUACAAUUCAUAAGCUUAUGGCUUAUACAUGUAAUACUACUUGCACUGCCAAAAUAAGCAAAGACUUCUGUUAUGUACUUUUGUAUGCACGUGAAGAUUUGCAUAACUUUGUUCUUGAUGCUGAAUAUUCAUACCAGAUUUGCAUAUCUCUGUUCUCGAUGCUGAAUAUUCAUACCUGCAGUACCGCUUUAUGUAUUUGCAUGGGCACUGCUAUAUUUAUGUACCAUUUUUCACGGGGUGGAAUAAAAGAAUGGCCCACAGAUUGGCUGAAAACUUCCAACAAGGCGAAAAGGGGAAAAUUGAAAGAAAGGAAAUGUUUGCUAUCUACUUACAAGGAUGUUAACAUUUUUGAUUUUCUGACAGAAAAAUCUAGCAAUGUCCCUGCACAUCAGUUCUGUAAAAUAAAAGAAUUCAUGGACAAUAUGUAUGUGUUCUGCCAAAACUGGGCAUUCUUUCAAUUGAGAAAAGUAAAUAUGGGGCCUUAGGCUGUCAUGUCUUUUUCCUCUCAAUAGUUGUGAUUUUAUUUACAAGACUAUGGUUCAAGUAUGAAUCUUAUCCCUCUCAUCGAAAGUGGACAUGAACUUUCUUCCAUAUAGUUCGCUACCUCUUUCAAUUAUAGACGUUUCCAGGGAUAGUUCCUCUUUCAAAUCAAAACCCAAAUGCUUCAUGAUUAUUUCAUUAUUGUACAUUUGAAGUAGUAUUUCAGUCAAAAGGGCAAGUAUGCGGUAAUUUUGUGUCGCAUAUGUUACUAAAGACGAUGGAAUCAAUGAUGAACAUAAAGGUGCCGCAUGGGAUGUCAUCUGUUUGUAACCAAAAGGGCAUUAACUCUGUGUUAUUACCUUAGUUAACAGCCUUCUGGCUCCAAACAGACGGUUUCUGCUGUUCCCAGCUACACUCUGGCUAUCAAAUGAACUCAAUUAUCAAGGGCAUGUCUAUUUACAUAGCUGUGAUUGAAAUUGCUCAAUUUUUUGUGUUAUAUUAACAUUGACUGUCAUCGUUUGAAGAUAAUAUCGUGCAGGGAAGUUGUGAUGGCUUUGCUAUUGUUUCUUUGGGACUGGAUUGGGGUUUGUCUUGUUUUAUUCUUUUAUUUUGAAGAA